ACACGGACCAACACGCCGGUCGUACUAGCGCUGGGACCCGCACACUUGGUUGUAUGUUGGGACUUAUUGGAUUGAGUGCUUUUAGCUUGAGCCGUACAGUUUGUGCAUGUAUUUAAACACACAAUGUUUCUUAAAGAUGUGGCACCUGUUUGCCAAUGUUGCAGAAAACGAAUAGAGGACUGCUUGCCUUGCUGUUGAUGGUGUUGGAGUGGACCCGGCCAGGCCUACCGUCCCCGCUGAGGCCGAUCUGUGACCUCAGGGUCCUGAACCAUUUCAUUAAAGAAGGACGAGACGCAGAAGUCGCUAUGAAGUCAUGUCGAGAAGGAUGUAGCCUGUCAGAGUCUGUCACUGUUCCCCAAACCAGAGUCGACUUUGAUGUCUGGGAGAAGAAAAAUGGAUUAGAACAAGCCCAGGAGGUGCAGUCUGGCUUAUGGCUCUUACAACAGGCCUUUAGCUUGCUACAGACCUCAGUCACCAACACAGCACUGCACAGCCACAUAGAUAACUCCAUCAGAAACCUGCUCAGCAUCAACGCUGUGCUGCGUAGCCUCAACAUCCAGGAAUAUACCCCACCAGCGAGUGCAGCAGGGCUUGAGGCAACAUGGACGGUAUCGUCGGCAACAGAUUUGCUUCAAGUCUACGUCAACUUCCUGCGAGGCAAAGUGCGCCUCCUUCUGUUGGAUGCACAGGCUUGUCAGCAAGAUGUCAGCUGAUCAGCUGAUCUCCCAACUCCAGGCGGAACUCACUUGUGUUUCCGAAGGCGAGAGGAGGGACACUGUUGACCUGCACGCUGGCUGCUGGAAGCAGCGUGCAGAAAGAGAGAAAGAUGCAGCUCUGAAAAGAGAGGACAGUCCCAGCUGGGCUUUGGAUGGACGGGAGAUGAUUGCACCUUUGAAUGUAGAUGUGAAACACGAACACGGUGAAGCACACACUGACCAAAAUGAGGCCUGUGGGAAGCACCGCUCCAAUUGCUAGUCUACUGGCACUCUCUUGCACUUUGUGUGUGGAUGUUCUUCUGUGUGUGUGUGUGUGUGUGUGUGCGCGCGCAUGUGUGUGUUUCCAGUGAGUUUGACCCCUUCUCACCUCUUUUGAGUGAAUUGUGGAGUGAAAAACCCAGAAAUUAUUGAUUGCACCUAGGAAUUGGAGUACUGUGAGGUUGUGACAGGGCAUCCAUUUCCAAUAUGACUGCAAAAAGGAAAAAAACGAAUGAGGCCUAAUCCCACAGGCCUUCUCAACUUUGCCUCACAGUGACUUCUCGGAUUGUUUUUUUUCCAAUUAAUAUUUUUAUAUAUAUAUUUGUACAAGUUGUGCGAUUACUAUUUAUACAGGUUUUCUACUUUUAAGCUCCAGUCUAAGUAUUUUUUGUGCGUAAUCUUGAAGAUUUUAGUCAAGCUCUAGUUGCCAUUCACUUGUGUAACACAUUUACAAAGCGGUUUGUUGGCAUCAUUUGCAAUGGCACGCUGCCGUCUAACUGUAUGUACUAUGUACCCGGCUAGCUGUUAGUUUCACAUAGCAUUUCCUUCCAACUAACAGAAUAAAGGACUAAAGAGUCAGUUCACAGUGAACGAGAGGUCGGUGAGGAGUUGGUCGGAGGGUUGCACGAGAUGUCCUUAUCUGUGUUUUUGUUGCUGCCUAACCAAAACUCAGCCAGUCUCCACACACUGAUAGCCAGACGGCCCGGAAAAAUGCUGUUUGCCUUUUACAAUUAACAUCCUGCGAGGCUGUAAUUGCAAAUUGUUUUCCACUAUCUGACGUUAACACUGUUUCUUGCCUUGAUCUAUUUGUUCGUCAUCAAACGGCAGGCAGGCAAUUAGUUAGUCAUGGGAACUUGAGGCUUUCUAUAAGAUUGAUAAUCAACUCCUUCAGACCGGUUAAGUGUUCUUCCUUGUUUUUUCCCUAUUUUUUAAUCUUGUUGUGCAAGAUGUUUUUAAGGAUGUUUGUACAUGUUUUCCUUCCUGUUAUUUUUUGUGUUGUUUUGUCCCAUCACUGUAUAAUUUGCUAUUUAAAUACAAAAUAUUAUUCUUAGAUAA
Molecule: messenger RNA, 2030 nt
Organism: Anoplopoma fimbria (sablefish)
Lineage: Eukaryota; Metazoa; Chordata; Actinopteri; Perciformes; Anoplopomatidae
Gene: epoa
Product: erythropoietin a
Exons: 5
Coding region: 156-713 (185 amino acids)
Biological process (GO): nucleate erythrocyte development
Cellular component (GO): extracellular region
Molecular function (GO): hormone activity; erythropoietin receptor binding; cytokine activity
Source: RefSeq, a predicted model, not a curated record